Messenger RNA from Pieris macdunnoughi, 2799 nucleotides. The record is from the annotation of a GenBank genome assembly. NCBI's taxonomy places the organism in Eukaryota, Metazoa, Arthropoda, Insecta, Lepidoptera, Pieridae.
AUGUUGAAAAUGGCUGAUGCGUGCGUAGAUAGCAGCAAGCAGACACGCUUCCAUGAAAUGCACGUGCAAAGACAUAACAAUGUCAGCAUAUUAUACGCAGAUAUUGUCAACUUCACGCCGUUAUCUGAGAGACUCAGUGCUUCAGACUUGGUGAAGACACUGAAUGAACUAUUUGGAAGAUUCGAUCAAAUUGCGCAGGAGAAUCAAUGUAUGAGGAUUAAGAUCCUGGGUGAUUGCUAUUACUGCGUUUCGGGACUUCCGGUGUCGAGGCCUAACCAUGCCUACAACUGUGUCAAUAUGGGCUUGCUAAUGAUUGACGCUAUACGCUUCGUCCGUGAAGCCACAGGCUUCAAUGUCGACAUGCGAAUCGGCAUCCACACAGGUAAUGUUCUGUGCGGCGUGCUCGGUCUCCGAAAAUGGCAAUUCGACGUCUGGAGCGAUGAUGUCACAUUGGCAAAUCAUAUGGAGUCUGGUGGGAUCGCUGGACGUGUUCAUAUAACAAAAUCAACAAUGCUGCAACUUGCCGGAAAAUUCGAGGUGGAACCAGGAGAUGGAGCAUCCAGAGAAGGAUACUUGGCUGACCACAAAGUGGAGACAUAUCUCAUUGUACCUCCCAAGAAACCGUCGGAUAAUGGCCGUCUCUCUGUAUGUACGAUAGACCGAAAAGCGAGCAUUGUAUCUUCGAUAUACCAAGACGUAUCACCGACGAAGCCGCGGGGGAAUAUUAGUCCGGCUCCGUCUCAACAGAGUUUUAAUGAACAGGAAGGGACCAAAGUAAUGCGAGCCGAGUCCAUGAGGAAUCCAGAUCUUAGCAGACGAGCUUCAGUAAAAGUAGACGGACACAAAACUGUGGCUUUUGAGAAUAACAAUACUGCUAAUCCAGGAGACACUUUGGGCAAUGGCGCUUUUGUUAAACCUAAAAGUAGGAGUGGAUCCAUCAUUGGAGCUAUUAGUCCAAUAAUAGGAACUGAGCGCAAGUCGGAUACACCGACACCAACCAAGGAGCACUCGGCGCCGAUAUUCACGCGAAUGUUGAGCACAAUUUCUAUGGAUUCUACUUCAAUACCUGGCGUUCCGAGUAGGUCGCGGCCGUCAAGCAAAAUGACAAAGUAUGUGGAGUGUUGGGGCGCCGACAAACCUUUUGCAAAUAUUACUGAUUCGACUUUAGCCAAAAAUAUUGGCAUUUCGAGUCUGGCUAUGAUCGAGCAAAAUCUACUCCCACAAAGAACGUGUUGCGAUUGCAGCACUAAUUCAGAAGGCAUGAGCCGAAUUACCUUAUGGUUCAAAAAUAGGUCUCAAGAGAAUCAAUAUCGCAGUCAACCAGACACACUGUUCAAAUAUUAUGUGGCCUGCGCGUGCGCAUUAUUUCUCUUAUUGGCAUUUAUACAACUGAUAACAUUACCUAAAGGUAUUGUUCUGUACGCAUCAUUUGGCCCUACGUUGCUAACGUUAAUCGUGUUUUUGUACUUGUCGUGGUAUGACGGACAAUUCCCUUCAAGGGGGAUGCAUCUUCUAUCGGAUGUCCCGGAUAUUUAUUCAGACAACUGUACUAAGCCUGGACAGGUGGUUGCCAGUAACAGCUACAUAAGAUUGACAAUGUUUUUAGUAUCAGCAGUUUUAAUCGGCGCCUGCGCAGUUAUUAAUCUUUUCCAAACAUAUCUGAUCCAAGAAUUUCCGACAGAAGUCUGGGUGAAGAAUUACACUAGUGAAAAUGGGACGAAUAUCACAGGAAUCACAAUUAAUAUCGAUGUUGAAUCCGCUCCGAGUUACCUCUACAGCUCAGUACUAACUCUAGCUUCAAUAUCCGUAUUUCUUCGAAUCGGAUUUGUUCUGAAACUUGUUCUGAUGGUAGUGACUCUGGUAACACACAUCACACUUUUCGCCUCCGCGGAACUGUUCAGUCAGUACCAGUACCGGGAUUUUGAUAGCGAAUUCUCAAUGCUUCCAUAUUCAGCCAAAGCGGGCCUAGUACUAGUCUUUCUAGCGGCACUUUUACACAUACUGGACAGGCAAAUAGAAUUCACUUCUCGAACCGACUUUUUAUGGAAAGACAAGCUAAAAUUUGAGCAGGAGGAAGUCGAGACUAUGAGAGGAAUUAAUAAGAUUUUACUAGAAAAUAUUCUCCCUGCUCACGUCGCUCAACAUUUCUUGACUUCAGUUGCUUCAAAGGAGGAAUUAUACCACGAGCGUUACUCGAGUAUAGCGGUUAUGUUCGCUUCGAUUCCCAACUACAAAGAAUUUUACGAUGAGACAGACGUCAAUAAACAGGGAUUGGAGUGCUUGAGGCUGCUCAACGAGAUUAUUUGCGAUUUUGAUAAGUUAUUAUUGAAACCCAAAUUCAGCUGUAUUGAGAAGAUUAAGACAAUUGGUAGCACUUAUAUGAUCGCAUCUGGACUUAGACCGGGGAAAGAAGAACCCACCGACGCAAGCCGGAGAGAAGAACACACAGUUGCCAUUUUAGUUGAGUUUGCAUUCGCUCUCAUGACUAUACUGGAACAGAUCAACCGAGAAUCCUUUCAGAGAUUUAAACUGAGGAUAGGUCUAAACCACGGCCCAGUAAUAGCCGGAGUAGUGGGCGCUCAAAAGCCCCAAUACGAUAUUUGGGGUAAUACAGUGAAUGUUGCCUCUCGGAUGGACUCCACGGGCAUGAUGGGACGGAUACAGGUCACAGAAGAUACCGCUAAAGUACUAAUGAAUGCCGGCUACACUUGUGAAUGUCGUGGUCCCACAUUCGUUAAGGGCAAGGGGACUUUAGUUACAUACUUCGUAAAGACACCCAAUGCUGGGAGUGGAUUAUGA